Lactuca virosa is the source of this 1047-nucleotide messenger RNA. The record is from the annotation of a GenBank genome assembly. Lineage: Eukaryota; Viridiplantae; Streptophyta; Magnoliopsida; Asterales; Asteraceae.
AUGAAGAACGCUCAUGAUCACUUGAAAGUUCCACAAAUGGAAGAUGUGCAACUUGUGAAGUUCUUGAUGUUUAAUACUACAAAAUUUGUUACAACAGAUGCAAAUAACUUUAAUUAUAUUCGGGCUAUUUCGGAUGUUAUGUUGCACAAAGUUCUUGCGAGCAACAAGAUUAUUUCCAUUUACAAACAGAUACCUAAGCCAGAUGAAGAGAACACGGUUAGUGAUGUUCGUAUUGAUGAUUAUGUUAAUGAUGAUGAUAGUGCGAGAUCAUCAAAUCCCAAAAAUUUGAAGCAACCAUAUACAAAAAGCAUACAAACUCGGACUACGAACCCUGAGUCUUCACAGAUUGCAAAGGUAUUUGUUGUUUCUACGAACACUUCAACUCCGAUACAUGUUCAAACUGAGAAUGUUUUUUUUCUUCAAAAUAUCAUCAAUGAGCCUAUUGUGAAUCUUUCUCAAACUCAAUCACCACCUGUUCCACAUAUUUCUCCACUACCAACAACUUCUCAACCUCAAACCACUACCAUUCAGUAUAACACAACACCAUCAUGUGAUGAUGAUGAUGAUGAGUUCGCAGUCACUGAUGAUGAUGAAGUUGAAGUCAUUAGUUCAUUUCAACCAUUUGUUGAGCUUGUUAUCGCUCCAUCACUUGUGGAUGAUGAGAGUGAUUUGGAUGAUACUUCUGUUGUUUCUCGUAUUACUAAGAAAGAAUAUCAACUUUUGAACAAGAAGUUGAAUGUUCUUGUUCGUAGAGCGGAUUCUUUUUCUCCGACCAAUAUUCAAAACUUGAUGCUUAUUCAUGAGAAUUCAAUGAAGCCAAUUCUUUCGGAGAACGAGAGGUUAUUUGAUGCCCAGGAGAAGUUAAUAAGUGAUUCUUCUGUAAAAGUUAAUGAAGCUCUUUCCAAAGCUGCUGCAACAUUAUCAAAAGUUGAUUAUGUCAUCACAGAGGGUGAAACUUUGAAAGAAUCCAUUAUCUCUGUGAAUUUAAGCCAUCAUCAAACUGUCGUUGGUGCCCUCAACACUCUCGUUGAUCAUUAUUAUACAUAA